CCCUAGCCAUCGAUGAAUAUAAGCCCCAGGAUGCCACCACCAACCCGUCUCUGAUCCUGGCCGCAGCACAGAUGCCCGCCUACCAGGAGCUGGUGGAGGAGGCCAUCGCCUAUGGCAAGAGGCUGAGCGGGUCACAAGAGGACCAAGUUACAAAUGCUGUUGACAAACUUUUUGUGUUGUUUGGAGCAGAAAUACUGAAGAAGAUUCCCGGCCGUGUGUCUACAGAAGUAGAUGCGAGGCUCUCCUUUGACAAGGACGCCAUGGUGGCAAGAGCCAAGCGCCUCAUCGAGCUCUACAAAGAAGUUGGGAUCAGCAAAGACAGAAUUCUUAUCAAGUUGUCUUCAACCUGGGAAGGAAUUCAGGCUGGAAAGGAGCUCGAGGAGCAGGACGGCAUCCACUGCAACAUGACGCUGCUCUUCUCCUUCGCCCAGGCUGUGGCCUGCGCCGAGGCGGGCGUGACGCUCAUCUCCCCGUUUGUGGGCCGCAUCCUCGACUGGCAUGUGGCCAACACAGACAAGAAGUCCUACGAGCCCCUGGAAGACCCUGGGGUAAAGAGCGUCACCAAAAUCUACAACUACUACAAGAAGUUUGGCUACAAAACCAUCGUCAUGGGCGCCUCCUUCCGCAACACGGGCGAGAUCAAGGCGCUGGCCGGCUGCGACUUCCUCACCAUCUCACCCAAGCUCCUGGGGGAGCUGCUCAAGGACAGCGCCAAGCUGACGCCUGCGCUCUCCGCCAAGACGGCCCAGGCCAGUGACCUGGAGAAGAUUCACCUGGAUGAGAAGGCUUUCCGCUGGCUGCACAACGAGGACCAGAUGGCCGUGGAGAAGCUGUCCGACGGGAUCCGCAAGUUUGCGGCUGACGCAGUGAAGCUGGAGCGGAUGCUGACAGAACGGAUGUUCAACGCAGAGAACGGGCAGUAGUGCCACACCUGCGGCUGGACCCUCCCCCCGCGCUGCCCUUGGAUUUGGGCCCGAUUGCACAUGGCUCGUGACGAGUCUUGCUUUUUUACCAAUUGGAGCAGGGACAAGAUCAUAGAUGUGUGGUUUUAUGCAAGAUUUUGCCGAAUGCAUUAAAUCAGUCGCUUUUCCUGUGUGGUUUCA
Molecule: messenger RNA, 1103 nt
Organism: Carlito syrichta (Philippine tarsier)
Lineage: Eukaryota; Metazoa; Chordata; Mammalia; Primates; Tarsiidae
Gene: TALDO1
Product: transaldolase 1
Exons: 7
Coding region: 72-923 (283 amino acids)
Biological process (GO): carbohydrate metabolic process; pentose-phosphate shunt; pentose-phosphate shunt, non-oxidative branch
Cellular component (GO): cytoplasm; intracellular anatomical structure
Molecular function (GO): transaldolase activity
Source: RefSeq, a predicted model, not a curated record